Molecule: messenger RNA, 482 nt
Organism: Bactrocera oleae (olive fruit fly)
Lineage: Eukaryota; Metazoa; Arthropoda; Insecta; Diptera; Tephritidae
Source: RefSeq, a predicted model, not a curated record
AUAAAAACACUAAAAAUUUGCAGUUAUGUCUAAAGAAGAAUUAUUUUCGUUCGAUUUCGAUCUUAAAGGUCAAUUUCCAAAGGAGGCAAUAACCAAAUUUCUGGAAACACAAGUCAAUGUUCUCGGUCUACGUGGUUGGGCGAAAGAAGUGAAACCAGGUCAAAUUAAGGGACACAUUGAGGGCAUUUUGCCAAAGUUGGAUAAGUUCAAGAAAGUCAUGGAGGCCGCAGAAACCUUUGCAGUACAACUAUCGGAAACAGUGUUUACCGAAAUGAAGAAGAUUGAAAAAUACACGACAGAAGCUUUCGAAAUUAAGAAAUAGUAUAAAAAAAAGUGGGAAUACUUAACGUUUUCAAUUACAAGUGGCUGCCAUCUGUAAAAACCGCAGAUUUGAAGUUCUUGAGAUUUUCUGAAGCUGUACCAAUUAUAUGACCUUAACACAAGCAAUAAAAUAGAAACUUUCAACAAAUCUGUUUCCAAAA